AUGGGCGAAACGUUAGUGGGAUUUCUAUCUCAUUUGAGAAACUCUUACUUGAAAGACUUCUCGAGGAAUUCCCGACUACGGAUAGUUUGUGGAAACGAAUCUGCAGAUUUGGAUUCGGUGGUGUCUGCAAUCACAUAUGCUUAUUUUAGUUACAUAAAUGACCCCAGCAAACCAAUUGUACCGAUCCUCAAUAUCCUGAAAGCGGAUUUGGAGCUUCGCAGAGAUAUUGUUUGGGUUCUAAAGCAGCGCAACAUCCCGCACAGCUUGCUGUUUUUCCAGGAAGACCUCCAAGACUUACGAAAGCGGUUCAACUGUCCCAUAGAUGCGGUGCUUGUGGAUCAUAAUGAUACUCAAUCGGUGGCAAAAACGCUGGUAGACUCAGUCGUUGGUAUCAUCGACCAUCACGAGGAUCUCGGGCUUCACAAAGACAUCCUAGACCGAAAAUGUGGACCCCGAGUUGUCACCGUGGCCGGGAGUUGCUCCUCCUUGGUAUUCAACUACUGGCAUAACAUACUAGGCUCCCACAGAAGAAAAGCGGAAAUUGAUGCUUUGUAUUUGUGCUUGGGUGCCCUUCUUAUCGAUACCACCAAUAUGAGCUAUAAAGUCGAGCGUCCGGAUUUGCAGGCGCACGCAACAUACAAGGUUUCGCUUCACGGUUUUGAUUUCGAUGGUUACUUUGAUCAAGUCCGUCAAGCGAAGGACGAUAUUGAGGGGCUUCCAUUGAGAGACAUAUUACGGAAGGAUUACAAAGAGUUCGAAUUUCCCAAAGCUCGGGAAGGCAACGUAAAAUGUGGCAUGGCUUCUGUCGUGAGACCUCUGGAAUGGAUUCAACAGCAGUUCGGGGAUCAAGAGCUCAUAAAUGCGUGUGGGCAAUUUCUUCAAGAAAGGUCUCAAGAUAUUCUGCUAAUUUUGACAAGUUGGACGACGGAAGAAGGCAAGUUUUCGCGGCAGCUUGCAUUUUGUACAGGAGCGCAGCAAAAUAUCGAAAUAUCGCAACAAAUUGCUGAAAAGGUUCACAAUUUCUUGGACUUGAAGCCAAUUGACAUCAUGGAUUCUCCUGUCAAGAGCUUCGUUUUCUUUGCUCAGUUGAAUACAAAUGCAAGCCGCAAACAGGUUGCUCCAUGCUUGCAAGACGCCUGCAGGGAGUUGUAA
Lachancea nothofagi CBS 11611 is the source of this 1152-nucleotide messenger RNA. The record is from the annotation of a GenBank genome assembly. NCBI's taxonomy places the organism in Eukaryota, Fungi, Ascomycota, Saccharomycetes, Saccharomycetales, Saccharomycetaceae.